AGUUGCCUUAGCAGCGCAGCUUCAUUCCUUCACAGUCGGGCUUCAGUCCGGUGCUGUGAGCGCUUCGCUGCGCUGCGCUUCACGGGGCUUCCCAUAGGCUACGACCGCACGUUAAUUAACUUCUCACGGUCCGGUUAUUGUCCCGUUAUUCCACGGUGUAAGAAUUUAAAAUUAGUGAAACUCAAACUGGAGUUUUUUUCUCCAAGUUUCACACUCCGGCUGUUGUGAAGAAAAACGCGACUGCGGCAAGUUGUUCCAGCGCGGCUCCAGUUUUAAGCAGCCCACGCAGGUGUAGGCUAAUUAAGCGGCUAAUAACCGUCCUGUCGCCGGAGAGGAUGGCUCUGCACACGGUGAAUGGCAGUGCGGCGGACGUGUCGGCGGACUGUGCGCAGCAGGGGAACCUCAGCAUGGAAGUUACCGACUAUAAUAUCAGCUGCAAUAACGGCUCUGUCCUCCCCAGACCGGCCAGAGGAGUCAACGACAUGGACUCUUUCCGCAUCCUGCUCUACUCUCUCAUCUUCCUUCUCAGCGUCUUCGGCAACCUGCUGAUCAUCGUGGUCCUGAUGCUGAACAAGCGUAUGCGGACCGUCACCAACUCCUUCCUGCUGUCGCUGGCGGUCAGCGACCUCAUGAUGGCCAUCUUCUGCAUGCCUUUCACCCUCAUCCCCAACAUCCUGAAGGACUUCAUCUUCGGAGAGGCCAUGUGCAAGACUAUGUCCUACUUUAUGGGGCUCUCUGUCAGCAUCUCCACCUUCAGCCUUGUGGCCAUUGCCAUUGAGAGAUACAGCGCCAUCUGUAACCCGCUGAAGUCCCGCGCGUGGCAGACCCGAUCCCACGCCUACCGUGUCAUCGCUGCCACCUGGGUGGUGUCACUGCUAAUCAUGGUGCCCUACCCGGUGUUCAGUGUCCUCAAGUCUUUCCCCAAGGCCAACGGUACUCUUGGCCACAUGUGUCGCCAGUACUGGCCCAGCAGGCAAGCUGAGCAGACCUGGUAUGUAUUGCUGCUGUUCACUCUGUUUUUCAUCCCGGGAGUGGUAAUGAUGGUAGCGUACGGUCUGAUCUCCAGAGAGCUCUUCCGAGGCAUUCACUUUGAGCUGGGCCAGAACAGAGAGACCACCGGCCAGAAGAACGGUGUAGGAAAGGCCGCCACAGGGUCCAACGAUGAGGACGAUGGUUGCUACAUCCAGGUGUCUAAAAAACCCUCCUCUGCUGUGGAGCUCCCCACCCUCUCUGCUUCAUCUGGCGCCACCCGGGCCAAAACUGAGCGCCCCCGCAGCAACACCUCGGAGGCCAAGCUGCAGGCUAAGAGGCGAGUCAUCCGCAUGCUGAUGGUGAUCGUGGCGCUCUUCUUCAUCUGUUGGAUGCCCCUGUUCUCCGCCAACACCUGGAAGGCCUUUGACCUGGGGUCAGCCUCCAAAGCCCUCACAGGAGCGCCCAUCUCCUUCAUCCACCUGCUGUCCUACACCUCGGCCUGCGUUAACCCCAUCAUUUACUGCUUCAUGAACACCCGUUUCCGCAAGGCCCUGCUGUCCACCUUCGCCUGCUGCUGCCGCAACCGGCUCUGCCGCUGGUGGUGCAGGAAGAAGGAGGGAGGAGAAGACGGCGUCACCGCCACCUCCAUGGCCACCUCCAUGGCCACCUCCAUGUCCAAGUUUAGCUACACCACCGUCAGCACCACGGGCACCUGUUGAGCCUGCAGGAGAGAGCUUGAUGUUUCGCAUCUGCGGCUGUCGGGGCAGUGGCUACUGUGUGCACCAUCUGUUUUUGUCUGUAUCUUCUGUUUUUCACUCUUCAUCUUAAUAUGCUAUGAGUCACACAGUGAGUAAUAUCCCCACCCUCGUUUAUUAGGCCUUUUUAAAAGGUCUCCUUCAAAUUCUGUGUGCAUGGUUGCAGAAUGUGAUGCGGGGAAAAAGCUGUUUCAGUUUGGCGACAUUUUUCUUGUGUUUAAUUGGCAGCAUCUGCUUUGUUGCAUCCUGAAGAGAACAUCAAGUGCCUGUGCUCUUUGUGUGGCUUUAUUUCUCAUGGUAGUUUGUUCACUAGCUGGCAGACAUUUUAGUGAAAAACUGUGUUGAAAAUCCUGUGUACCUGUAAAUACUGUCUUAACGUUCUUACUGUGCCAAAGGAACACUUUUGACAGAGACACACUGUUGAACAACGAGGACUAUUACCUCAGUAAUUAAUCAGUAUGGAUUUUCUUUUGUGUUUAAUGUGGUUUCAUCUUCAUUCAUUAAGGGCAUCUAUCUCUCGCAUUCUCUGUGUUAUCGGAAUUAUUCUACUGAAGGCUACACAGGGCAACUUUGAAUAUCACUGGGUCCCUAAUUCUAAAAUAUUUAAACAGCAAGAAAUCCUUCUAUUUACACGAAGAGAUAAAGGUAACAGUUAGUCCAGCUUUUUCUGGACAAGCUUUUUGUCAGCUCUGACUUAGUGUUUCACUCUUAUUGAGUUAUGUUUCAUCACUUCUUGUAUGUACAGCAUUCUUUCUGCUAAUAUCCAAACUUCGUCUGAUUCUUAUUAAUAACAGGAUGGGUUGGCUGUUUUGCAGCACUGCUCUGUGAUUCAGGCUGAAAAGGCAGGUGCAUCUUGAUGAUAAACAUCUGAAGACUGUAAUUUCGACAUAAUUUCUUGGCAUGCAUAAAUAUGAAAGCCUGGUGUUUAGAAUAAGGCAAUUUUUUCGUGUUGAUCCACCCUGCAGCAUAACAAACUGGAAUCAAACAGACUUGGUCAUGGAACUUAAAUCUCCUGUUGCUAGUGCUACAAAUGUAUGUUGAAUACUCAUGCAGACAUUAACAUCAGGAUGUGACUCAUUACAGAAAGUUCAGGUAGUCCACCCAUGAAAGGCUGAUUGCACCUGCUAGUUGCUCCAGUCUGACUCAGCUACAAAUUGCAUGGAAAAGUCAGUCUAACUCACCUUUUCUGCACAAUUAUCUCUGCAGUAUCUUUUAUGUACUCUCUCUGCCUUUUGCUGCAGAUCUGCCAAUUACUCUGAGCAUUACCUAAGUACAAAGACCCCGUUUCUAGGCUUAGACUAACAAGGUGAUUCUCAGGUGCCCUCUCCUCUCCUGCAGUGCAAAUCUCAUGGCUUUGUAAAACUGACGACAAAUGGCUCUGCUGACGCGCCACAUCUGAGCCCUUCAAUAUAUUAUUAAUAAUAAUAAUAAUAAUAACAACAACAAGAAGCUGGAUUUAAAUAGCAUCUUUCAUUCAAAGAAUGGAGCUCAAUGUGUGCUACAAUAAGGAGAAAAUUGUUUGGCAAAAACAAAUACAAAGUAAUGUCAACAGAAGUUAUAGAAAUUAGAAUAAAAGCAUAAUAGCAAAUGAAAGACAACACUUUACGAGAAUAGUUAGACAUUUAGGGAUAUAAGCUUACUUGUUUUCUUGCUAAGAGUUAGAUGAGAAGAUUGAUACCAGUCUCUCCACUCAAUAUAAAGCUACUCUGUAUGCUUUUGUAAUUAACUGCUGUUAUCCUGCAAAAAGGACUCAGGAAAAUAGUCAAAAUUGUGUAAUAAGUCUUUGUAUAAUGAGAUGCAAUUAGCACAGUUUUUACAAGUGUACUUUGAGACUACAAAGCUUU
Molecule: messenger RNA, 3571 nt
Organism: Sander lucioperca (pikeperch)
Lineage: Eukaryota; Metazoa; Chordata; Actinopteri; Perciformes; Percidae
Gene: cckbra
Exons: 5
Coding region: 336-1691 (451 amino acids)
Biological process (GO): neuropeptide signaling pathway
Cellular component (GO): membrane
Molecular function (GO): gastrin receptor activity; neuropeptide receptor activity
Source: RefSeq, a predicted model, not a curated record